Molecule: messenger RNA, 1337 nt
Organism: Lucilia cuprina (Australian sheep blowfly)
Lineage: Eukaryota; Metazoa; Arthropoda; Insecta; Diptera; Calliphoridae
Product: zinc finger protein 287-like
Exons: 2
Coding region: 226-1296 (356 amino acids)
Biological process (GO): regulation of DNA-templated transcription
Molecular function (GO): RNA polymerase II cis-regulatory region sequence-specific DNA binding; DNA-binding transcription factor activity, RNA polymerase II-specific
Source: RefSeq, a predicted model, not a curated record
AAACUUAAACUAAACAUUCGGGUUGCACUACAUGCUUACAAUUAUUAAAGGAAAAAUUAAAUAUUUUAUAAGUAUUUUAUGCAAAAAAAAAUUAAAGUUUCUCUGCCAGCCCUCUAACUACCUUGCAUUAACGCCGUUGUUUUUCUUAUUGUUCAGCUUUGACAUUAUCCAAUUGUAAACAACAAAUAAAUUAACAACAAAUAUAAUUUCUUCUUAUUUAAAAUAAUGCUAAAAUUGCAAACAAUUACCAAUAAUGAUUUAUCAUUAUAUACCUCUUACACAAAAUGUGCCGAAAUACAUUAUUUUACCUCUAAUUUUAAUAUAGUUUGUGUAAUAUGUCAACAGUUCUAUAAAAAUUAUCCGGAUUUUGUUAAACAUUUUCAGGAUAAUCAUUUGUUAGAGUUUAUGGAAAAUAUAAAUGAAUUAAAUAGCAAAAAUGAUCGAAAAUUUAUAAAAUGUGUUAAACAGGAAUUAACAGAAACUCCUAUUAACGAAAAGAACUACACAACUGAGGAAGUACAGGCGGGUAUUUUUGAUGAUGUUACAACUUAUGAUGAAUUAUUGUAUUUUAAGGUGGAAGAUGUUCAGGAAAAGUUUAAGGCAAAUUUACCAUCUAACGAAGAUCAACUAAAUGUUACUCUCAACGAAAGUCCCACACAUUUUGAUAAUGAAAAAACUUUCGAAGACGAACUCGAUUGGUCACAAUCGUUUUCAUGCAACGACUUAAAACUAAAAGAAAAACGUUCAUAUAAACCACGAAAUCAACCCAAUAGUUGCGGUUAUUGUGGCAAAACAUUUCGUAGACGUUAUCAACUUGACACACAUAUCAACAUACAUACCGGUUUAAAACCACAUCAAUGUGAUGUUUGUGGCAGACAAUUUCGUGCGAUAACAACAUUGCAGCGUCACUUAAAUACGCAUAGCGAACGUAAAACGUUUACAUGUCAAUUCUGUUCCAAAGAAUUCGGACACCGGGCGGCAUUAGUUAGUCAUGAGACACGUCAUACACAAGAACGUUGUAUCGCUUGUGAUGAUUGUACGAAAAUGUUUUAUACCCAAAAUCAGCUAGAUACUCACAAGCGUAAAGUACACAAUAAAUUAGAUGAUUGUGGUUUACCAUUUGCUUGUGAUUUAUGUACUAAACGUUAUCGUACAGCCUCCAUGUUGAGUACACAUAAAUAUAAGAAACACUAUAGAAUGGCGAAGUUAUCCUGCGAGCAGUGUGAUAGAAAAUUUGUGGAACAGAGACAAUUAAAGGAUCACAUGUUAAGUAUACAUUUUAAGAAAUGUUCUUAAGAAUAGAGAUAAUUUAUUAAAAUUUCCUAUUACUAAUGAUA